This is a messenger RNA of Parus major (Great Tit), 4529 nucleotides long. It is a transcript of the gene ARTN, whose product is annotated as artemin. NCBI's taxonomy places the organism in Eukaryota, Metazoa, Chordata, Aves, Passeriformes, Paridae. The transcript has 3 exons. The record is from RefSeq and is a predicted model, not a curated record. Gene Ontology annotation, molecular function: receptor tyrosine kinase binding; growth factor activity; glial cell-derived neurotrophic factor receptor binding. The coding region runs from base 2828 to 3673 and encodes 281 amino acids.
CCGGGGUGGCGGGCGACAGCGCCCGCCCCAGCCUGCCGGCGGCCCCGAGUCUCGGCGGAGGCUCGUACCGGGACUACGGGGGGGACGAGGGGAACCCGCUUCGCCCCCCACCUCCCGGCAAUACUCGAGGGUCGGUGAGGGGUCUCGGGCUGCCCCCCAGGCAAGUCCUCCCCGGUCGGCUACCAGGGUGCCGAGCCCGACCCGGCGGCGGGAAGCGCUGGCGGCCGCGGCGGGACCGGGGUUCCCUGCCGGGGCGAGGAGAGGGGGCACCCCGCUGUGGGCGCCCGGGGGGACGGGGACGGCGUCUCCCGCCUCUUCCCUGGGCUCCCACCCGGCCUGUUGGGCACGUGGGACAGGUGUGCGCCCCGGGCGGUGGGCAGGCGAGAGACAAGGGGCGGGGGUACCCUGUGCCCCCCGGCUCUGCUGUCCCUGAGUUGGGGCCGAGUUUGGUCUCUGCCGUGUAUCCCACGUGUCCGAGCCAGGUCGUGCAAGGCUUUGCGGGACGGGUGCCCGCCUCUCAUCAUACGUGGGGCUGAUUUCUGACCCCCGUCACUUCUUCUGCCAGGGUCGGGGCGGAGGGAUGCAGGGCCUCCGCCGGUGCCCGCAGGUGCCCGAAGGGGUCUCUGGGCAUCCCCCCGCGCUUCCAGGUGGGACCCGCGGCUGCAGGGCUGGCACAGCUACUCCGAGAGCCGAGACACUCACUGCGGGCCUGGGGCACCCGCUGGAACAGUGCGGAUGCACUUCACGAGUGUCUGCUGCCUCCCCCGGGGGCCUGCUGCAGCCACGGGACAUCCUUCCCCAGCGCCCCGUGCUGGGGCACGUAGCGGGGCUCUCGGCGGGCCCUGCACUAGUGAUUGUGAGGUGGCUUGCUCAGGGAUUGCACCAGCAAUUGCUGUUGCUCAGCCCCGGGCGGGGGACACAUGUAGCGGAGGUCCAGACAGGUGCUCACACGGAUGAGCUCGGUUCCGACCCUGGGAAAAAGCCUCCCUGUGUCUAUGAAUAGCCCGGCAGAGCUCUGGCAGCCGUGUCUGGGGCAGAUCUCAGUCAGAUUUCCCUGUACAGGACAUGGGGGUCUGCUGUGGGGUGUGCAGGUCUGGCACGCCCGUGGGGUGCUCAGGUGCUUUGCUCAGCCCUGCCCGCGCUGGACGAAAGCAGAUGCCGAGCGGGGCUGUGGGGCCGGCGUGGGCUGCGGUCCUGUUCGCUCAAGGAGCUGCUCCCGUGGACGGGGCCCCGAGUCUGAGGAGGCACUGGUUGUGUUCGUCCGUCGCUUCGGCUCUGGGGCUCCCGAUGGCGAAGGGAGGCUGCCCUCGUUCGGCGCCCCGCCGGCAGCGCUCCCGCUGCAGAGUCCGGGGCCGUGCUGCCGCCGGACGGGAGAAGCCUGAAUUGCACCGGCUGAUCCGUCCCGUCCCGUCCCGUCCCACCGGGAUGCUGGAGCCGAGGGGCCGUAGCGGGGCGGCCGGCCGCGGAAGCGAGGACCGGGGAGUCCGUCCCUUCCCAGCAGGGCACAGGGACCCUCGCCUGGCCUCUCCAGCGGUGCCGGCCUGGGAAAUCCGUGACCUGGCGGCAGCGGCUGGCGUGGGGCCACGGGCCGCCACGGGAGCGAAGUGCAGCGUGGGCUGUGUUUGGCCAGGCUGUGGCGGCUGGCGCGGCCGGGGGGGCCGGUGCGAGCCCUGCGGCACCGGGGGCACAUCCCUCCCGGUGCAUGGAUGCUAGAGAGGGCACAUGGGCCUGGCAGCGCCCACUACAGACCCUGUCACAGUGUGGCCAGUGCAGGGUGGUAUCAAGAUUCCACUACUGGGACUUGGGGACCAUCCCCUGAGAUGCUAGAGGGACUGGAAGAAACUAUUUUUUCUUCUUGUCCCAGCAGUGCCCAGGCAUGUGUUUUCACUUUUUCUUGGUCAGGAAUGCUCUCCUCAGCAUGUCCCUGUCCCCCGUUCUUCCUUUGCAGUGGAAGCAAUUGGGACAUGCUGGGGCACAGCUAAAGUCAUAGAGGAGAUGGAGGAACUCUUGAGUGCAGAAUGUCACUAAGCUCCAAGGGGACAGUCCCGUCCUGAGAGAUAGAGUAUGCAGCAGAUGGGCCAAGGAAGGUACAACCCCUUUUGGAACCACUUCUAAAGCCCUCAAAAGCCAGGGUGUCCUAACUGUGGCCACUGGGGCAUCCCUGCACUGCCGGGGGGAGCUGGGAAGGAGGCAAAGAUGUGGCUGCAGGAGGGAGUUGCCCCAGCACCUCCUGGGAGACAUCACUCCCCUGAGACUGUGCUGGCUGCUUUGCCAGGACCAUGCACAGCAGGGAUGCAGUUCCUUUCUGCGUGUCAGGGAUGCCAAGCAGUGGUGUUGGGGUGAAUGACUAAUAUGAGCCCAGCAUGGUGCUCCAUACUCUGCUAUGUCCCCACAGGACCUGCCUGACCAUCAUGCCCCUUGCAGUCCCACUCAUCCAGGCUGCUCAGGGGUUGCAUGUCCCAGCUUGGCGUAGGCAGCAGCCUGGGGAACCAGCGCGGGGCCAAGGGGUGGCUGCACCCAAGGACCCUGUGCUAAUGGAUUUGGAGUUUUCAAGGUCAGGCUCCCACUGUGAGCAAGAAAAACAUUCCCAGGGAAGGGCCAUGGGAAAGGCCCCCCCCUGCACAGCGCUCCCAGCCCCAGCCACUGCCUCAGAGCCCAGCCUGGCAUCCCAGGCUAUUCACACAAGGACAUGGCUGCAUUGCCCCUGAGGAGAGGUGCGAUACAAAGGCUGGAUUGCCCAAGCUGCCCAGUCUCUUGGAAGGGGUGUUCGGUGUGGUAAGGAUGCCUGGUUAUGCCAGGAAAGGAGAUGGGUAGGGGUGGACCAUGAAUGGGGUGCAGGAGGUGUUGUGAGGUUCUGGAGGGCAAGGGAGGGGGUGGCAUGCUUGGCCAGGACAGGGGAGCCAUGUGCCAACUCCCAGCCAGUCAGCUCUAUAUGCACCCUGUGUGGGCACUGACCCCAACCUCUGUGCUUGCAGCUAGCAUGGACCAGCGACAGGAGCCACCAGAGCGAAAGCCUGCAGGAUCUGCUACACACCUGCAGCCCAAGGAGGGGACACUGUGGGGGUUCUUUGCUAUCCUGUCACUGCUGGCUGGGCUGGCCACAGGCACCCUGCGAACACCACACUGCAACGAGACGCUGGACGCAGCCCCCACACCACGGGGCAUGGCCACUGCCAGCCUGUCUGUGGAGGAUGGUGUGGAGGCACCACUUGCCGCUGCCUGGAGCCAGCUGUACGGGGACAACGCGACAACAGGUGGCCCAGGCACCGCAGAGCUGGCGGAGGACCUGCUGCUGCGUGCUGAGCGCUCACCGCCAGGCACCAGCAAAGCCAAAAAGGGGGCGCGGAAACCCUCACGGGGCACCCGCGGGCGCAACUGCCACAUCCGCAACCUGAUGGUGAAGGUGCGUGACCUGGGCCUGGGCUUCAACUCGGACGAGAUUGUGCUCUUCAAGUACUGCAGCGGGUCCUGCCACCGGGCACGCAGCAACUAUGACCUGACGCUGGGCAGCCUGCUGCGGCAGCAGCUCAUCACCCCGGGGCCACAGGAGCGGGUCCUCAGCCACCCCUGCUGCCGACCCACCCGCUAUGAGGCUGUGUCCUUCAUGGAUGUGGAGAACACAUGGCAGACAGUGGAGAAGCUCUCAGCAGCUGAGUGCAGCUGUAUUGGCUGAGGAGGGGGCUGCUGGCUUGGCCCCAGCUCAACACAUGCUGACAGACUCCAGCUUGCCACAUGCAGUGGCACUGUUGCCCAGAGCAAGGGUCUGGCAGAGGCUGGUGCCCCUGCUAUUAUGUGGCCACAAAGAACCGAGGUGAGAUGGAGUCGUGACUGCCGUGUGGGUGGCCAAGCCCGCUCCUGCUCAGUGCCAAGCAGCUGGUGCCACCAGCUACAUGGGGUCCUACCCAGGUGCCCUGGCUCAGCCCUGGGAGAUGAGCUGAAGAGAGUAUGGACCAUCCCCACCACUCCCAAGGGUCUCCAGCCCAGUGUCCAUCAGCAGAGAUCCUGCACGUGCGCUCCAGGGGCCAAGCAUCACCCAAGCUUCAGAGGGGGCAAAACCUGCCGGUCCCCUCGGGCACCCUGGGGUCAGUGGUGCAAGGAAGGGGUGUCCCUGAGGGCUGGGAUGCAGUGGGGCCAAUUUGCACCACUGUGAAGUGGGGCACCUGCACCAGGACCAGCAGCAGCCCCUAGUAUUCUGCAGGGUGUUUGGUCAUAGACACCCAUUGGGACCCCCACCACUGCCUGAUUCCCAGGGUAGUGGAAGGGUCCCCCCGCUGCUCCGUGGUGCUGUGGCACUAAACUAUUUAUUACUCUAAAUUAUUUAUUUAUUGUUCUCGAGCGGCAGCUCGUAUUUAUGACUUUGGGCCCCCGGGGGCCGGGUGUAAUUUAACCCCAGCGCUGCACUGAAGCCCUGUGCAGCGCCCCGUGCACCCCGCACCCUUUUUCUAUUAUUUGUAAAAUUUGAGGGAUAAACUCUAUUUUUGUACAGUCGCCUUUUCCUGUAGCAAUAAAGCGAUGGGCUGCGCGUCCAA